This is a messenger RNA of Triplophysa dalaica, 1339 nucleotides long. RefSeq names its product coiled-coil domain containing 127b (gene ccdc127b). The record is from RefSeq and is a predicted model, not a curated record. Lineage: Eukaryota; Metazoa; Chordata; Actinopteri; Cypriniformes; Nemacheilidae. The transcript is spliced from 3 exons. The coding region runs from base 329 to 1123 and encodes 264 amino acids.
GGAGCAUACCAAUGUGUAUCCAGGACGGGGGGAUUUCUUAAGAAAUGUUAUAAAAUAAAACAUUAGAAGCACACAGGUGCUCUUUAAAGAAUGUAUAGUUAAUUGCUUUGUUCUUUGUGCGUGUAUAAUAUAGCUCUACUAUAUGAAAUAGGUAUUUAUUGUGUCUGAGAACAUGGACGCAGAUGCCUCUUUACCUAUAAUGGAAAGUUUGUUCGAGGUCGCAAUGUAAUGUGCUAUAAGGACAAGUGUUUUUAUUACGUACAGUACAAGGUGUCCCAUCCUAUUGUUUGGAGGUUUGUUACAAAAGCAUUAACCAACUGCAGUCCACAUGAACAACUUGAAUAACCCUGACGACUGGAAUAUAAGACCCGAGCAACAGGGUGAUGGCGGAAGCAGCAAGUGGAAUUAUGCCCUUCUGGUGCCCAUGCUGGGACUCGCUGCCUUUAGGUGGAUCUGGUCAAAAGAGUCUCAAAAGGAAAUUGAAGAGGCCAAGGUCAUGUACGAAAAGAACAUGGACACCAUCCAGAAGGAUCUGGAGCUGAAAUACCGACAGACUCUCUCUGAAAACCGCAGAGAAACGGCUCAAAUGGAGCUCGAUCUAGAGAAAGAACUUCAACGGGCGCAUGGUUACCGUCAAGCUCUGGCCUCCCAAAGUCAACAUCUCGAGGAAGAACGGCGAAGCAUCAGGUUGGAACGUGAAAGGCUAGAAAACGAGAAAUCUCUCUCUGGAGGUCCGGGUGGGGCGCUUUUUCACGAGGCAUUGGAGAAAGAGAAAGAUCGAGAGAGGAGGGCGUCGGUGGCUUUGAAGGAAGUGGAGUACAGGCUGGUGGAGAGGCAGAGGGCCUUUUGCAGUAUCUUGGUGCCCCGUGCGAGGAGGGUUGAGUUAGAGAAAGAACUGCUCGUUCGUACGGCCAAAGAGCCUCUUCUUGCUCAUCUGGAGGUGGAGGAUGGUCUCAGGGACAUUUUUAAGAAUGAUCGCAGUUGUGCCGAGCCUCUCAACACAGAUGAGCGCAGGAACGGGAGUCUCAUGUGGCUGUACCUCAGAUACUGGCAGAUGCAGGCCACCCUACAAAAACACCAGAGAGCAGAAGCUGCUGUACUUGGCUUGCAAACUAAAAAAUAGCAGACGUCAACAGAGAUUAAUAUAAAUGAAACAAAUUGCACUUGAUCUAUACUAAUGUCUUAUUGAGUGCAUACUUAUUUGGUGUUGUUGUAUUCAGUUUUUAAUAUACAGUUUUGACAAGGAAAGUUUUUGGUGAUUUUUUUCACAUUUUAGGUGUCAAAUCAGAAUCAGUCAAAGAAGACUUACAAUUUCAAAAUUUCAAUGGAGUUGGGUUUC